Messenger RNA from Brugia malayi, 618 nucleotides. RefSeq lists its product as uncharacterized. The record is from RefSeq and is a predicted model, not a curated record. The coding region runs from base 1 to 618 and encodes 205 amino acids. Lineage: Eukaryota; Metazoa; Nematoda; Chromadorea; Rhabditida; Onchocercidae. The transcript has 4 exons.
AUGGAUACGCGUUUUGUUCACCAAUCAAAGAGCGAACAGGUUUUAUUCAAAUCAACGUUCACAAAUAGCACCGAACGGGCGCAGGAAUAUACUUUUAAAACAGAACGUUCUACUCGCAGUAGUGCAACAAUUUCAAUCGAGAAAGGAGUAUGUCGUGGAAUGGAAAUGGAAUUGAAAUUGAAAACGCCAUGUGAAAUUGUUGAAGCAAAUGCUGGCUUUCACAAUGAAUUAAGUAUUGUAAGUAUUGGUGAGAAUAUAGUAGAAGAAGAAUUGAGAUGGGGUGUUGAUAGUACCAUUAAGGUACCACCGUUAUGUGAAACUGUUGCUGAAUUGGUCAUUCUCGAGGAUAGUCAGACAAGGAAUUUUGCAGUAGACAGUCGUAUUUCUGGCAGAGUAAUAGUAACAGUAACGAAUUUGAAGGAAAAUAACAGUUUGAUAACAAUUAUUGAAGGGAAAGUGGCCGAUAUCAUUCGCAGUAUCGCGAAUUAUUCGGCUCUUGGUUUCACUAUCAAAGAUGAUAUUGUAACAUAUACGACAAGAGGUAUAUGUAAAUUCAAAUAUGGCGUCGAGCAAAUUGUCAAAUUAAAAGAGCAUCCGCUGAUGCUACCAUCUUUGUAA